Messenger RNA from Rhinopithecus roxellana (golden snub-nosed monkey), 873 nucleotides. RefSeq names its product putative RNA polymerase II subunit B1 CTD phosphatase RPAP2. The coding region runs from base 61 to 375 and encodes 104 amino acids. Gene Ontology annotation, molecular function: RNA polymerase core enzyme binding; RNA polymerase II CTD heptapeptide repeat phosphatase activity. Lineage: Eukaryota; Metazoa; Chordata; Mammalia; Primates; Cercopithecidae. The record is from RefSeq and is a predicted model, not a curated record. Gene Ontology annotation, cellular component: nucleus; cytoplasm. The transcript has 5 exons.
AGAAAAGCUCUACAUAUUGUUGAACAGCUUUUAGAAGAGAAUAUUACAGAAGAGUUCCUAAUGGAGUGUGGGAAGUUCAUUACACCUGCUCACUACAGCGAUGUCGUGGAUGAACGUUCUAUUGUCAAACUCUGUGGUUAUCCUUUAUGUCAGAAGAAGCUGGGAAUUGUACCAAAACAGAAAUAUAAAAUUUCUACCAAGACCAAUAAAGUCUAUGAUAUUACUGAAAGAAAGUCUUUUUGCAGCAAUUUUUGUUACCAAGCAUCUAAGUUUUUUGAAGCACAAAUUCCCAAAACUCCAGUAUGGGUUCGAGAAGAAGAGAGCACGUGUGAUGGCACACACCUCUGCCUGCCAAUCCAAUCCUGUGUGGUUUAGGAUAUGGAAAACGUGACACUGUGGCCCUUGAUAAUUGGGUUAAACGUAAUGAAGACUAAAUUGUUCAUCAUUUCACCACCAGCCUGUCAGCUUUCUUGUUGGGAAAAUAAAAGAUUGGCAUUGUUCAACAUGACUGGGAAGCUAAGAGUAUUUUUUACUUAUUCUUUUUCUCCUUUCUUAAUAUUUCUGUCACUAGAGCUACCCAUUACUUCCCCAGUCCUCUGAGAGCAACAUAUUUUAUUCCCCACUGAAACCAGUGUUUCCUCAAGUUAUCCUUAACUUUUCUUCCAAAGAGAUUUUCUCUACAUCUUAAAUUUAACCCUUUGUGCCAUCCUCAUUAUCUACCUCAACUGCUUCAAAACCACUUACCAAACUACCUUUCCUGCCAUCUCUGUUUUCUUCAAGCAUAGGUAUUGGUACUUCCUUUAGCUAAUUUAAACAAGUCUUCCAGCCUGGUGUAGUGGUUCAUGCCUGUAAUCUCAACACUUUGGGAGGUCA